AUGAGCACCAAGCACAAUCGCAAGCAGAGGGGGAGUAUGGGAUGCCUCAGCAGCCCCCGGCUCCCCAGACAUCGCAUGGCCCGGUUUAUCAGGAGACGAGCUCUGGGACCCCACAACAGUGGGUCCUCCAGCCUCUGGACAGAUCUGAGCUCCAGGCCAGCUGGCUUUCUGAGGCGGAGCCAGAAGCAGCAGCAGAACUGGAUCGCAGCUUCCUGCCAGGACCCGAGUGUGCCUCCCAUUCCUGAUGAAGUGGUGGUCAGGCAGAGAGCCCCACGGGAGUCCUGGAAGGUUGGCAAUGUCCGCCAUGGAAAGAAGGUCUACGCCAUUGCCAUCAGCGGCUCGACUCACCACGUGUACACGUGUGGGCAUGGCUACAUUAAGGUGUGGGACGAGAGCGCUCUGCAUGCCUGCAACAAGGCCCCACAGGCCCAGCUGGACUUCCAGGACCAUCAGAGCCGUGUCCUCGCCUGCAAGCUGCUGCCUGAUGAGCAGAGCCUGAUCACUGGGGGUCUGUCCCGGAACCUGACUCUUUGGGAUCUGGCACCCACGCCUCGCGUCAGGGCACAGCUGGCCUCCACAGGCCCCAUGUGCUAUUCCCUGGCUCUCUCCUCCAAUGCCCAGAUCUGCUUGGCUUGUUUCAAAGGAUUUGUUGAGAUUUGGGACUUGCAGAACCAAAUCUUGAUCAGGAAGCACGAAGUCCCUGAAUAUGGAUCCCGAUGCGUGGACAUCGCAGGCAAUAAGUUCUGGACAGGAGGUGAAGACGCCAGCCUGUAUUCCUGGGAUCUGAGGAACUACCAGAGGGUGCAGGAGCACCAUUUCCGGCAUGAGAUCCUCAGCAUUACCCAUGACCCCAGUGAAGAGUGGGUGCUAGUAGGCUUGAGAAACAGUGACAUCAUAAUCCUACACACGCACCGGAGGGAGAAGUUGAAGAUUUUCUUUAACAAAUACAUCCACCGCCACAACCUCAAGUUUUCCUCCUGUGGGAGCUAUUUUGUGACCACGCUGGAUGAAUCGAUCCAUUGCUUAGCCGCACCUUCUCUACAAAGGUUGUUUCAGGCAGAGGAGUCUACAGAUAUCCUGUGUUGUGAUGUGUCCUCUGACAACCAGUAUCUGGUCACAGGCUCCAAGAACAGUGCCACCGUUUACCAGCUCUUGUAUUGA
Molecule: messenger RNA, 1161 nt
Organism: Puma concolor (puma)
Lineage: Eukaryota; Metazoa; Chordata; Mammalia; Carnivora; Felidae
Source: RefSeq, a predicted model, not a curated record